AAUUUCAUUUCAGUAGUUGGUCGCAUCUUCGAGAUACUCGUUCGUUCGAUUCUACGGUAUAUAUAGUAAAAGUACACGCGGCAAAAUAAAAAAAUUGCAUUGUUUUUGCUUUUUUAUUUAGCACUGUAAUUUCUAACCUGUGUUUGUUUGUACGUUUGUUCGCGCGGCGAAAAGUGGACGCGUGACACGCGAAUGCCCCCUAACUAGACAAAUAACAUACAUAUCCAUACGAGCAAAUACAAAUACAUACAUACAUACAAACCUGUAUCUACACGCCUAUUAAAUAGGCUGAUAAAGUAGUUUUGCUCUGCAUAAAAAGCAAUAAAAUAAAAUUUGUAAAAACAAAAACAAAAAAAUCAAUUGCAAUCAAUUUGAUUUUUUGCUUUACUCUUUGGGUUUUAACUUUAAAUUUGUGGUGAAAAGUGUGUCUGCAGAACAACUCGAAAAUGAGGGAAAUCGUUCAUUUGCAAGCUGGUCAAUGCGGCAAUCAAAUUGGCUCAAAGUUCUGGGAAAUAAUAUCCGAUGAGCAUGGCAUCGACCCGAAUGGCAUGUACGUUGGUGAGAAUGAUUUGCAAUUGGAGCGCAUCGAUGUGUACUACAAUGAGGCCAGCAGUGGUAAGUAUGUACCACGAGCUGUACUCAUCGACUUGGAGCCAGGCACAAUGGAUGCUGUACGCCAAUCACCAAUGGGUAUGCUAUUCAGGCCAGAUAAUUUCGUAUUUGGGCAAUCAGGAGCGGGCAAUAACUGGGCAAAAGGUCAUUACACAGAGGGCGCUGAGCUCAUUGACUCUGUGUUGGAUGUCUUACGUAAAGAAUCCGAAGGUUGUGAUUGUCUGCAAGGCUUCCAACUAGCACAUUCACUAGGUGGUGGAACCGGUUCAGGUCUGGGUACACUGCUCAUUUCAAAGAUACGUGAAGAGUACCCCGAUAGAAUUAUGAACACUUUUUCGGUGGUGCCAUCGCCGAAGGUUUCCGAUACUGUCGUGGAGCCGUACAAUGCCACAUUGUCCAUACAUCAACUUGUCGAGAAUACCGAUGAGACAUUCUGCAUCGACAACGAGGCUUUGUACGACAUCUGCUUCCGCACACUGAAGCUGACAUCGCCCACCUAUGGCGAUUUGAAUCAUCUUGUAUCCGUCACAAUGUCUGGUGUAACAACUUGCCUACGUUUCCCCGGCCAACUGAAUGCCGAUCUGCGUAAAUUGGCCGUGAAUAUGGUGCCAUUCCCGCGUCUGCACUUUUUCAUGCCCGGCUUUGCCCCACUAACCGCCAAAGGAUCGCAACAGUAUCGCGCGUUGACCGUCUCCGAACUGACUCAGCAAAUGUUUGAUGCCAAGAAUAUGAUGACAGCGUGUGAUCCACGUCAUGGACGUUAUCUGACAGUUGCAUGCAUCUUUAGAGGCCCCAUGUCGAUGAAGGAGGUCGAUAUGCAAAUGUACAACAUCCAAAGCAAGAACAGCAGCUACUUUGUGGAAUGGAUACCAAACAAUGUUAAGGUGGCUGUUUGCGAUAUACCACCACGUGGCCUCAAAAUGUCCGCCACAUUCAUUGGCAAUACAACAGCCAUACAGGAAAUCUUCAAGCGCAUAUCCGAGCAAUUUACAGCUAUGUUCAGACGCAAGGCGUUCUUGCAUUGGUACACCGGUGAAGGCAUGGAUGAAAUGGAAUUCACCGAAGCUGAAUCGAAUAUGAACGAUUUGAUUUCGGAAUAUCAACAAUAUCAGGAGGCUAGUGUGGAGGAUGAUGUCGAGUUCGAUGACGAGCACUUUGAGCAGGAGGCGUAUGUAGAAAAUCCCGUACAAAAUGGCAGCAUCUAGGGUCAGAGAGGAUGAAUGUCACCGAAAAUGAGUUGGCUGACAUUUCGUCCAAAGUAAAAUAUUUUCAUGUUUUCAAAGCAAUAAUUACUUCUGCUGUUAUCCUACUUACAGUAUAAUUUGCAUGUAAUAAUUUGUUAAGCGCAUAACAUUUAGAAUAAAAAAAAAACAAAAAGAAAAUUAAAUA
Ceratitis capitata (Mediterranean fruit fly) is the source of this 2001-nucleotide messenger RNA. RefSeq names its product tubulin beta chain (gene betaTub97EF). Gene Ontology annotation, biological process: microtubule cytoskeleton organization; mitotic cell cycle. Gene Ontology annotation, molecular function: GTP binding; GTPase activity; structural constituent of cytoskeleton. Gene Ontology annotation, cellular component: cytoplasm; microtubule. The transcript has 7 exons. The record is from RefSeq and is a predicted model, not a curated record. Bases 447 to 1817 code for a protein of 456 amino acids. NCBI's taxonomy places the organism in Eukaryota, Metazoa, Arthropoda, Insecta, Diptera, Tephritidae.